UGCCGGGCCAUGUGAGCGGGCGGCGGGCACCGGGGGGCGCCGCGCUCCGGGCCGGCGGGGACGAUGCGCGCCGCCCGCACCUGACCAUGGAGUGCGCCCUGCUGCUGGCCUGCGCGCUGCCCGCCGCCCGCUCGGCGCCCGUGCUGCAGGCGCUCCAGCUGUGCUGCCUCUGCUGCGCGUCGGUCGCCGCGGCCAGCCACAGCGGCGGCGGAUUAAACGAGGAUUACGUCUUUGUCACGCCGGUGGAAGUGGACUCGAGUGGCUCCUACAUUUCCCACGACAUUUUGCACAGCAGCAGGAGAAAGCGGUGGGCGCCGAGCCCCAGCCGCUCCCGGCAUUACCGAUUUUCAGCAUUUGGACAGGAACUGCACUUGGAGCUGAGGCCGGCGGCAAUCUUAAGCAGUCACUUCAGCAUCCAGGUCCUGGGAAAGGACGGCACCCCCGCACCCCACGAGCCCCAGGUGCCUCGCUGUUUCUAUCAGGGAUUUAUCCGCAAUGACAGCACCUCCUCCGUGGCCGUGUCUACGUGCGCCGGGCUGUCGGGGCUCAUCAGGACACGAAGACACGAAUUCCUCAUCUCGCCAUUACCUCCGCGCCUGGCCCAGGAGCAUAACUUCAGCUCUCCCGCCGGCCACCAUCCUCACGUGCUGUAUAAACGGACGGCCGAGGAGACAGUGCAGGGAGGCCGGGCCCCCCCAAGUUCCAGACAACCCGGGCCCGGCCGCCCCCCACAUCCCACCCCCCACGCGACUCCGGAGCCACAGAACCAGCCUCCCCCUCCAAGGUGGCAAAAGCAGCAUUUUUGUGGACGACGCAAGAAAUAUGCUCCCAAGCCUCCCACCCAGGACACCUAUCUAAGAUUCGAUGAAUAUGGGAGCACAGGAAGACCCAGAAGAUCAGCUGGAAAGUCAUCAAAGGGCUUAAAUGUGGAGACCUUGGUGGUGGCUGACAAAAAAAUGGUGGACAAGCAUGGCAAGGGGAAUGUCACCACGUACAUCCUCACAGUCAUGAAUAUGGUUUCCAGCCUAUUUAAAGACGGGACCAUCGGGAGUGAUAUCAGCAUUGUCGUAGUGAGCCUCAUUCUUCUGGAACAAGAACCUGGAGGAUUAUUGAUUAACCAUCAUGCAGACCAGUCUCUGAACAGUUUUUGUCAGUGGCAGUCUGCCCUCACUGGGAAGAAUGGCAAGAGGCAUGACCAUGCCAUCUUGCUCACGGGAUUUGAUAUUUGUUCUUGGAAGAAUGAACCAUGUGACACUCUAGGAUUUGCCCCCAUCAGUGGAAUGUGCAGUAAGUACCGGAGUUGUACCAUCAAUGAAGACACAGGGCUUGGCCUGGCCUUCACCAUUGCCCAUGAGUCAGGGCACAACUUUGGCAUGAUUCACGACGGGGAGGGCAACCCCUGCAGGAAGGCGGAGGGCAACAUCAUGUCCCCCACUCUGACUGGCAACAACGGCGUCUUCUCCUGGUCCUCCUGCAGCCGGCAGUAUCUCAAGAAAUUCCUAAGUACCCCUCAGGCUGGGUGUCUGGUGGAUGAGCCCAAGCAAACGGGACAAUACAAAUACCCAGACAAACUACCAGGACAGAUUUAUGAUGCCGACACACAGUGCAAGUGGCAAUUUGGAGCAAAAGCCAAGUUAUGCAGCCUGGGUUUCGCGAAGGACAUUUGCAAAUCACUUUGGUGUCACCGAGUGGGCCACAGGUGUGAGACCAAGUUUAUGCCUGCAGCGGAGGGGACCGUGUGUGGCUUGAGCAUGUGGUGCCGGCAAGGCCAGUGUGUGAAGUUUGGGGAGCUCGGGCCCAGGCCCAUUCACGGCCAGUGGUCUGCCUGGUCCAAGUGGACAGAAUGUUCCAGAACAUGUGGUGGAGGUGUCCAGUAUCAAGAGAGACACUGCAAUAACCCCAGACCUCAGUAUGGCGGCAGGUUCUGUCCCGGUCUGAACCGUCUCUACCAGCUGUGUAACACGGACCCUUGCCAUGGAAAUAGCCUGGAUUUCCGAGCCCAGCAGUGUGCAGAAUAUAACAGUAAACCUUUCCGGGGGUGGUUCUACAAGUGGAAACCGUACACCAAGGUGGAAGAGGAAGACCGGUGUAAACUGUACUGCAAGGCCGAGAACUUUGAAUUUUUUUUUGCCAUGUCUGGAAAGGUGAAGGAUGGAACUCCUUGCUCUCCCAACAAAAAUGAUGUUUGCAUCGAUGGGAUUUGUGAACCAGUGGGAUGUGACCAUGAACUUGGCUCUAGAGCAGUAGCGGAUGCCUGUGGCGUUUGCAAAGGUGAUAAUUCGACGUGCAAGUUCUACAAAGGCCUGUAUCUCAACCAGCACAAGGCAAAUGAAUAUUACCCAGUGGUCACUGUCCCCGCGGGGGCCUGGAGCAUUGAGAUCCAGGAGCUUCAGAUCUCGUCCAGCUACCUGGCUGUUCGGAGCCUCAGUCACAAGUAUUACCUCACGGGGGGCUGGAGCAUCAACUGGCCUGGGGAGUUCCCUUUCGCCGGGACCACCUUCGAAUACCAGCGCCCCUUCAACCACCCAGAACGCCUCUCUGCACCAGGACCCACCAACGAGACGCUGGUCUUUGAAAUUCUGAUGCAAGGCAAAAACCCGGGGAUAGCCUGGAAAUACGCACUCCCCAAGGUCGCCAAUGGAACCCCACCCGCCUCGGAGAAACACGUGCACUCGUGGCGCACCUCACGGGCCGACUGCUCUGUCUCCUGCGGAGGAGGCUACAUAAGUAUAAAGGCCAUUUGCUUGCGAGAUCAAAAGACUCCAGUCAAUUCCUCAUUCUGCAAUCCCAGAACCAAGCCGGCCACUGAACCUAAAAUCUGCAAUUCUUUCUCCUGCCCUGCCUACUGGAAGCCAGGUGAAUGGAGCGAAUGCAGCAGGUCAUGUGCCGGGGGCCAGCAGAGCCGGAAGAUCCAGUGUGUGCAGAAGCAGCCCUUCCAGCGGGAGGAGGCCGUGGUCCAUUCUCUCUGCCCCGUGAGCACGCCUGCUCAAGUGCAGAUGUGCAACACCCACGCCUGCCCCCCAGCAUGGAGCCCGGGGCCCUGGUCGCAGUGUUCCAAGACCUGUGGGCGUGGGGUCCGCAAACGAGAAGUCCUGUGCCAGCGACCUUCCACGCCCGGAAGCCUGCCCGACAGCCUGUGUGCGGGCAGCCCCCGGCCAGCGUCCCAGGAGGGCUGUGUUCUCGGACGGUGCCCGAAGAACACCCGGCUGCAGUGGACUGUGUCCCCCUGGAGCGAGUGCUCUGCCACCUGUGGUCCUGGGGUGAGGAAGAGGGAGAUGCGGUGCAGCGAGAAGGCCCCGCAGGACAAGCUGCUGACCUUCCCGGAGCGCAGGUGUCGCCACGUGAAGAAACCUCGCGUGGACUUGCAGGAGCCCUGCAGCCGUGGCCCAUGUCCCGCCAGGCCGGUGUAUGGCGGGGCAGCAGUGGAGUGGUACGCGUCACCAUGGCAACAGUGCACGGUCACCUGUGGAGGGGGUGUCCAGACAAGAUCUGUUCACUGUGUCCAUCGCAACCAGCCUUCUUCGGGUUGUCCACUCGGGCAGAAGCCACCUGUGCUGCGAGCUUGCAAUACCAACUUCUGCCCGGCGCCUGGAAAAAAAGAGGACCCGUCCUGUGUCGAUUUCUUCACCUGGUGCCCUCUAGUUCCCCAGCACGGCGUCUGCAACCACAAGUUUUAUGGCAAACAGUGCUGUAAGUCAUGCACUCGCAAGAGCUGAGCCCCUCCCCACCGC
Sorex fumeus (smoky shrew) is the source of this 3731-nucleotide messenger RNA. RefSeq names its product ADAM metallopeptidase with thrombospondin type 1 motif 18 (gene ADAMTS18). NCBI's taxonomy places the organism in Eukaryota, Metazoa, Chordata, Mammalia, Eulipotyphla, Soricidae. Gene Ontology annotation, molecular function: metalloendopeptidase activity. Gene Ontology annotation, cellular component: extracellular matrix. Bases 87 to 3716 code for a protein of 1209 amino acids. The transcript is spliced from 23 exons. The record is from RefSeq and is a predicted model, not a curated record. Gene Ontology annotation, biological process: extracellular matrix organization; proteolysis.